Leptinotarsa decemlineata (Colorado potato beetle) is the source of this 1411-nucleotide messenger RNA. RefSeq names its product chitin synthase 2 (gene Chs2). Gene Ontology annotation, cellular component: cell septum; cell periphery. The record is from RefSeq and is a predicted model, not a curated record. NCBI's taxonomy places the organism in Eukaryota, Metazoa, Arthropoda, Insecta, Coleoptera, Chrysomelidae. Gene Ontology annotation, molecular function: chitin synthase activity. Gene Ontology annotation, biological process: chitin biosynthetic process.
UUCUAUUUAUUAUUCCAUCGCUCAUUGCUCUUUUUCUCAAGGACAAGACCGACAAGACGGACGAGGAGAAGAAGAAGGAGGAAGAGAAGAAGAAGAAAGAAGCUGAAAAAAAGAAGGAUCAAGUUUACUCAUUCUUUGGUAACAAUGCUGAUAAUGCAGGGUCUAUCGAAUUCUCUUUUGGUGGUCUAUUCAAAUUAUUAUGUUUUACUUUCAAUAAAAAAUCCAAAGAAGAGGAAAUGCUCAAAAAUAUUCAGACUUCUUUGGAACAACUCAAAGCGAAACUGGACGCGAUAGAAAAUAGGCGUUUCAAUCCUGACCAUACUAAUGUUAGAAAAUCUGAUGGUGAGGUGCAACUCAAAGGUCCAAAUGCUUCCAGGGUAAACAAUGAAAACGAUAAAGAUAAAGAUUCUAUCACUGCUCCUUCGGAUGUUGUUCCCCAAAAUAUUUGGUUUUAUGAGGGCGAACUCGAAAAGAGCCCCGUACACUUCUUGGAUCGAAAAGAGGAGACCUUUUGGGAAAAAUUCAUAAAGCAGUAUCUAGAACCUAUAGAUGAUUCAGAUAAAAAAGACGAGGUAGCUAAAAAUCUCAAGGAUCUGAGGGACAAAAUGGUGGUGACAUUUUUCAUGCUCAAUUGCAUUUUUGUGCUUGUGAUAUUUCUUCUCAAUAUGCAGCAAGACACCAUUCAUUUGGAUUGGCCGAUCAACGCCAAAGUCAACUUCACGUACAAUAACGACCGAAAUGAGAUCAUCAUCAAUAAAACCUACCUUCAGCUGCAACCUAUAGGUUUUGCCUUCCUGUUCUGUUUCGGUGUUGUAAUGAUCAUCCAGUUUUUUGCUAUGUUUAUUCACCGCUUUGGAACCUACUCCCAAAUAAUGGCUAACACUGAAAUAACUCUCAAUCCUCUUGCUAAGGACAAUAUGAAAAAUCUCACAGUGGAGAAAAUUUUGGAACAGGAUUCUAUAAAAAUAAUCAAGAAAUUAUUCAGACUUCAAGGAAUAAACGACGAUAAGAAUGAUCUAGUGGAGCGCCCGGUAGGAAAGAGAAAUACAGCAUAUUUUGCAGCACUUAAGAAAACUGAGAAACCCAAGGCACCUAUCGAAGAUUUAGAGGAAGCUUUUUCGUCAAGAUUAGAUAAAAUACGGAAUGGUGAAAUUAAAGGAGAACUUCCCAGGCAUACUCAGUCUGCAUUAUUCCAGAGAAUGGAAAAUGUUCAAAGAAGACAAACUGAAAUUUCAAAUCGAAGUGCUGCAUCUCUCAGAUUAUGAAGAAGAUAGCAAGAAAUAGCGUACUUGAUAUAACAAUUUCAGUAAAAAUUAUAACAAUAUGUUUGCUAUUGUAAGAAUUAUUAUAACUGAAGAAAAAUGUACUUACAUAUGAAUCAAAAGGUCUCGGAGUAAACACAUAAAAAAAU